AUGCUGUCGUACCUCCGAUGCAUCAAGUCGCAUCGCGGCACCAACGAUCCUGAAUGCCGCGGCCUCUCCAAGUCAUACCUGUCAUGUCGCAUGGACCGAAAUCUGAUGGCACCGGAUUCGUUCAAGAACCUCGGCUUCGGCGAAGACAGCGACGGCCCCAACGCGGCUACCACCGCUGCAAAUGCAUCUCAGUCACCGCACCCCAACGGCCAAAACAAACCUCGCGGAGCCUAG
Alternaria incomplexa is the source of this 234-nucleotide messenger RNA. It is a transcript of the gene COX19, whose product is annotated as Cytochrome c oxidase assembly protein cox19. Gene Ontology annotation, cellular component: mitochondrial intermembrane space. The record is from RefSeq and is a predicted model, not a curated record. Bases 1 to 234 code for a protein of 77 amino acids. Gene Ontology annotation, biological process: mitochondrial respiratory chain complex IV assembly. The transcript has 2 exons. NCBI's taxonomy places the organism in Eukaryota, Fungi, Ascomycota, Dothideomycetes, Pleosporales, Pleosporaceae.